AAGAGAAUUUUGGAGUCGUCUUGAGCAAGGUAAUUAAGCUCAGUGAGGAGCGAGUGAGGAAGUAAAUCAAGUACCUUUCGGUAUCUGGCGACCUAAACAAAAAGCUUCUCAUUCUCCACUUGUCUCUUCAGUUCCUCCUUCUGAAUUCUGAAGAUGUUUCUCACAAGGACUGAGUAUGACCGAGGAGUCAACACCUUUUCUCCCGAAGGCCGUUUGUUUCAGGUUGAAUAUGCAAUUGAAGCAAUCAAGCUUGGAUCGACUGCGAUUGGGCUGAAGACCAAAGAGGGUGUUGUCCUUGCAGUUGAAAAGCGCAUCACUUCUCCUCUGCUGGAGCCUAGUAGUGUUGAGAAAAUUAUGGAAAUUGAUGACCACAUAGGUUGUGCUAUGAGUGGAUUGAUUGCUGAUGCUCGAACACUUGUUGAGCAUGCGCGGGUUGAAACUCAGAAUCAUAGGUUCUCCUACGAUGAACCAAUGACUGUUGAGUCCACCACUCAAGCUCUUUGUGACCUUGCCUUGCGUUUUGGUGAAGGUGAUGAAGAAUCCAUGUCUCGACCAUUUGGAGUAUCUCUCCUCAUUGCUGGCCAUGACGAGAAUGGACCUAGCUUAUAUUACACCGAUCCAUCUGGCACCUUUUGGCAAUGCAAUGGAAAAGCUAUUGGUUCUGGGUCAGAAGGCGCAGACAGUUCUCUACAGGAACAAUUCAACAAGGACCUAACCCUUCAAGAAGCCGAAACCAUUGCUUUAUCCAUUUUGAAGCAAGUUAUGGAAGAAAAGGUCACUCCCAACAACGUUGACAUUGCCAGGGUAGCUCCAACAUAUCAUCUUUAUACCCCCUCUGAGGUGGAAGCUGUGAUAAGUCGUCUAUGAUUUUCUUUUCGUGAUUUUUCCUUAUUUUUAAGUAUUAUGCGGGAACUUUUUCGUGGGUGAUGCUACAUAUGAUGCUACUACACUUGUGGCCAUGUUGUACGCUGUACGAGAUUCUGGUGUCUUAUUUGCUGCAUUCAGGAUGAAAUUGAGAACUAGAGGAAGGAUUACAAGGCGAGGAAAAACGAAUUGAAAAAUAUGCUAUUAAAAGAAUUUAAGAUUUAUUUUUAA
Vigna angularis (adzuki bean) is the source of this 1095-nucleotide messenger RNA. Its product is annotated as proteasome subunit alpha type-5. Gene Ontology annotation, biological process: proteasome-mediated ubiquitin-dependent protein catabolic process. The record is from RefSeq and is a predicted model, not a curated record. Gene Ontology annotation, cellular component: proteasome core complex, alpha-subunit complex; proteasome core complex; nucleus. NCBI's taxonomy places the organism in Eukaryota, Viridiplantae, Streptophyta, Magnoliopsida, Fabales, Fabaceae. The transcript is spliced from 9 exons. The coding region runs from base 154 to 867 and encodes 237 amino acids.